Nezara viridula (southern green stink bug) is the source of this 1572-nucleotide messenger RNA. Lineage: Eukaryota; Metazoa; Arthropoda; Insecta; Hemiptera; Pentatomidae. The record is from the annotation of a GenBank genome assembly.
AUGGAAAACGACACAAACAACAACAGCGACCGUAACGGCUCGGUAGAAGCCUUCUACAGGGGCGGGUGUAUCUUAGUCACCGGAGGAACGGGCUUCGUGGGUAAGGCCCUAGUGGAGAAGCUCCUCCGGUCAUGUCCUGGCAUCGACACCGUUUACCUCCUCAUCCGGCCGAAGAAGGGACUCACUCCGCAGGCUAGGCUUAAGGAGCUCCUCGACAACGUGGUUUUUGACAGAGUACGAGAUGCUGGUCUACUCAGCAAAGUUGUUGGAGUGGUGGGUGACGUUAUGGAACCUGAACUCGGCCUCAGCGCGACAGACAGAGAAAUUUUAACGCGGAGAGUCACAGUCGUCUUCCACUCUGCUGCGACAGUCAAGUUCAAUGAAACCCUUCGAGACGCUGUGAAACUCAACACGAUGGGAACUCAAGCCGUCAUAGAACUCUGCAAACAUAUGGUUCAAUUACGGGCUGUCAUACACGUCUCAACUGCAUAUUCAAAUGCUGAUAAAAUUGAAGUUGAAGAAAAAGUUUAUCCACCACCUGCAAGUCCUGAAUGGAUUGUGUCCUGCCUUCAACAAGUUUCUCCAGAGAUGAUGGACCAUCUAGCAAUCGCACUGACUCAAAAUCAUCCAAACACGUACACUGUUACUAAAGCAAUGGCUGAAUCUAUUGUAGAGCAACACGCUGAGGAAUUACCUAUUGCCAUAGUUCGACCAUCAAUUGUAACCGCUGCCUGGCAAGAACCUUUUCCAGGCUGGGUAGACAAUUUUGCUGGUAUAACUGGAAUCAUGUGUGAAAUAGCCCGAGGAACUAUUCGAUCUAUUAUUUGCAAUGACAAAUAUUUGGUCGAUAUUAUCCCUGUAGACAUUGUUGUUGAUACACUUAUUGUUGCUGCAUGGCACACUGCUACAUUUAGAAAAAGUGUAGUUCCUGUUUAUAACUGUACAUCAGGUACCCUUAAUCCCAUUACCUGGAAACAACUUGGUAUUUUAACUCUGAAACACUCUUAUUCCACACCAUCAAAGUAUGUCCAGUGGUACCCUGGAUUCAGUUUCACAACAAAUAGGUUGAUGCACAAUGUAAAGGAUGUUCUACUCCAUACUUUUCCUGCAUUUAUGAUGGAUGUAUUGCUUCGUAUUAGAGGAGCUAAACCUAUGAAUUUAAUUUUUCAGCCAACAGUUGUCAAAGGCCUGAAAAGGCCAACAUUUAUAGAUUUACUUAAUAACAAGGUUUUUUGGAGCAUGCUGAAACUCUGCAAAAGAAUUCGUUUUGCUGCCAAAUCUGGAGAAUUUUUUUCUCUUCAUGAAUGGAAAUUUUAUUGUGAUAACCAAGCUGCUUUGAACAACGACAUGAGUGAGCAUGAUCGUUCUGUUUUUCAUACAGAAGUCUCAAAAAUUGGUUGGGAUGACUACGUCAAACUUUUCCUAAUUGGAAUCAGAAAAUAUGGUCUAAAGGAUUCCCUUGAUUCACUUCCAGCAGCAAUGAAAAAAUUAAACAGGCUGCUUUGGUUACAAAGAGUAGGAAAAUUAGUAACUUUUUAUCUUAUUUAUAAGCUAGUAAUGAGGUUCAGAUGA